Molecule: messenger RNA, 808 nt
Organism: Hyaloscypha bicolor E
Lineage: Eukaryota; Fungi; Ascomycota; Leotiomycetes; Helotiales; Hyaloscyphaceae
Exons: 2
Coding region: 170-727 (185 amino acids)
Biological process (GO): chromosome segregation
Cellular component (GO): kinetochore; Mis6-Sim4 complex
Source: RefSeq, a predicted model, not a curated record
UCGACACCGAAUUUACUCCUCUUUAGUUGAGUGCCUUGGGUGGUAGUGGGCAUUCUUGUACUUUCUUCUACACAACGACAUCUGGUCAAGUCAGGAAAGAACAAAGCAAGCCCAUCGUCAUUGCUGAACAUUCACAAUUGAAACCACCAACGUACACACAACUAUCACGAUGCCACCAACAGAAGCAACCCUUCUCUCGGCAUUUCUUCUCCCACCUGCUCCUCUCCCGGCAAUUAUAACCCUAAAAUCGUUCACCCAGCUCUUCCCCAAAUCACAACAAUCCUCCCCACAAGUCAAAGCCCUUUACCGAGAUCUCCAGAAUCAGCGGGCACGAAUCACAGAUGCCGUGGCCAAGAAUAUCAUUGCCGAAGUGAAGAGGGGAAAUAUGCAAAGACGGGCAGUUGUGAGGGCUAGGAGGGAAGCUGAGAAGGAGGAGCAGGAUGAUGAAGUGGCUGUUGAGACUGCUUUAUUCGGGCAGAGUGCUAAUCUACCGAUUUCAAACCCACAUACGCUGACCUCAAUAUUACCUGAAUUGGAGAGCGCAGUUGAGGAUGUGGAGGACGAGAUCAGGAGGCUGGAUGAAGAAGCGGGCACCUUGCUGGAAGAGAUGCGGAACACGGUUGGAGGACUUAGCGAUCUUCGGUAUGGGCGAUUAGCAAAUGGACAGCUUCGAGGACAAGUCCUGGAGGGUUUAGAAAGACUAGAGAAGUCUUGUGAGAAGAAAUGACGCAUGGGAAGGGUCAUGGGUGGGGGUUUUAGGCGUUUUGAUACCCAAUGGAAUUAUGAUUGAUCACUAUAUAAUUUUCUG